UCAGCCACACUUUCCAGAGUUGGAAAAGAGAAGCAGCUCAGAACUGUUGUGUGUCUGCGGCUCCACAGACUCUGUGUGUGUGUGGGUGUUUGUGUGUUAGUGUUAGUGUUGCUGUCCACACAGUGAAGCCAAGUGGAUUGAUUGAUAACACAACAUGUGGGCUGUGCGUCCACAGACAGAGCAGGCGCGCCCUGCUCUGGGGGCUAACUGCUAAGCAUGCUGGGCAAGGACCAGCAAACGACCAGCAGCCUCAACCUGGUAAAAUCAGAAGUGUCUGACACCGCGGCGGCAGGAGACGCACACGACGGCAUCAACAUGGCGGAACUCGUGGAAAGCUUGGACACCAGAGAGCUGGAUAUGGGGGAAGGAGAGGACAUCGACUAUGAUGGAAACUUAGGGGACUGUCGUAUCCCGUUUGCAGCAGUGUACGCCACGGUGGGCUUCAAGGAGGCCAGCGCCAGGGUGUACCUGCCCACCGUGCCCCUCAUCGCCCGGAUCCUGGAGGUGGAGAGAUCCACGGCGGCUCAGGACCGCUUCAACCUGUCGCACCAGAGGAGCGUCAACAAGUCGCUGCCAGCCGUGUUUAAGAUUGAGCUGAAGCACGGCGAGUUCACCUGGGUGGUGAAGAGGAAGGAGAAGCAUUUCAUGGAUCUGCACAGGGAGAUGAGGAAGUACAAGACCUUCAUGAGGAUACCGCUGCCGUCGCGCAGCCACACAGUGAGGAGGAAGACGGUGAGGAAGAGCGAGGUGAGGGAGAUGCCCUCCCUGCCGAGGGGCGGGGUGGACGAUCUGGUGCGAGACGAGCAGGUCUCCAGCAGGAGGAAACAAUUAGAAGACUAUUUGAACAAGCUGCUGAGGAUGGCCAUGUACCGCAAACAUCACCAUACUAUGGAGUUCAUUGACAUCAGCCAGCUGUCUUUCAUUCAUGACCUGGGACCCAAAGGACUGGAAGGGAUGAUCUAUAAGCGCUCGGGCGGGCAUCGUAUCCCUGGCAUGAACUGCUGUGGUCACAGCCAAGCCUGCUACCGCUGGUCCAAACGCUGGCUGGUGGUGAAGGACUCGUGUUUGCUGUACAUGAAGCCAGACUCGGGGGCCAUCUCCUUCGUCCUGCUGCUGGAUAAAGAGUUCAGCAUCAAGAUGGACUCCAAAGAGACAGAGACCAAACAUGGAGUCCGGGUUGACAGUCUCUCCAGGACGCUGGUGUUCAAGUGCAGCAGCUACAGACACGCCCGCUGGUGGGGUCAGAGCAUCGAGAGCUUCGUGAGGAAUCACGGGAAGGCCUUCCUGCGGGAUCACCGCUUCGGAUCCUUCGCCCAGGAAGAGGAGAACAUCCCUGCCAAAUGGUACGUGAAUGGGAGGACGUACAUGGAGGACGUGGCCGACGCUAUGGAGGAGGCUAAAGAGGAGAUCUUUAUCACUGACUGGUGGCUGAGUCCAGAGAUCUUCCUGAAGAGACCUGUGGUGGAGGGCAACAGGUGGAGGCUGGACUGUAUCCUCAAACGCAAAGCACAACAGGGAGUGCGUAUCUUCGUGAUGUUGUACAAGGAGGUGGAGGUCGCUCUGGGCAUCAACUCAGGCUACAGCAAGAGGACGCUCCUGCACCUGCACCCCAACAUCAAGGUGAUGCGUCAUCCCGACCACGUCUCCUCCUCCGUCUACCUGUGGGCGCAUCACGAGAAGAUCAUCGUCGUUGACCAAUCGGUGGCCUUCGUGGGCGGGAUCGACCUGGCGUACGGCCGCUGGGACGACCGGGAGCACCGGCUGACCGACGUGGGCAGCGUGACUCGUUCUGUGGCUCUGGAGCAGGUCAGACACACAAAUACACACAACAAGCCUUUAUCCAAUAAGGGCGUGUCCUCUGUCGACGGCGUCUCGGAGCGCAACGGUCAAGGGACGCCGCCCGGCGACCAGGUGGACUUACCAAAGCUGAAGGGGAUUGGUCGCAACAGGCGGGUUCGCUUCAGUCUGUACAAGCACCUGCAGAAACACACCCUGCAGCACGCGGACAGUGUGAGCAGCGUGGACAGCGCGGGGAGUGGUUCAGUGCAAAGCCUGAAGACCGAUGUUGGAGAACUACAAGGCAACACUCGCUUCUGGCACGGAAAAGACUACUGCAACUUCGUCUACAAGGACUGGAUCCAGCUGGAGAAACCUUUUGAUGACUUCAUCGACCGAUACACCCAACCCAGAAUGCCUUGGCACGACAUCGCCUCGGUGGUUCAUGGCAGAGCCGCCCGGGACGCGGCCAGACACUUCAUUCAGCGCUGGAACUUCACAAAGAUCAUGAAGCCAAAGUAUCGCUCUCUGUCUUAUCCGUUCCUCCUUCCCAAGUCGCACACCAGUGCCAACGAGCUCAGAUACCAAGUUCCUGACUGCACCAAUGCCAAAGUACAAGUGUUACGUUCAGCAACAGACUGGUCGGCGGGAAUAAAGUACCACGAGGAGUCGAUCCACAAUGCCUACAUCCAGGUCAUCGCCAAGAGCAAACACUACAUCUACAUCGAGAACCAGUUCUUCAUCAGCUGCGCCGACAACAGGAUGGUGUACAACAAGAUCGGAGACGCCAUCAUCGAGAGGAUCAUCAGGGCGCACAAGGAGGGGAAGAAGUACAGAGUCUACGUGGUCACGCCGCUGCUGCCCGGGUUCGAGGGGGACAUCACCACGGGAGGAGGCAGCGCCCUCCAGGCUGUCAUGCACUUCAACUACAGAACGAUGAUCAGAGGAGAGUACUCCAUCAUCUCGCAGCUGAAGAAGGAGAUGGACGACCAGUGGAUGAACUACAUCUCCUUCUCGGGGCUGAGGACUCACGCUGAGCUGGAGGGACGUCUGGUCACAGAACUCAUCUACGUCCACAGCAAGAUGCUCAUCGCAGACGACAACACAGUCAUCAUCGGUUCUGCUAACAUCAACGACAGGAGCAUGCUGGGUAAACGUGACAGUGAGGUGGCGGUGAUUAUCGAGGACUCUGAAAAGGUGGCGUCUGUGAUGGACGGACAGGAGUAUGAAGCCGGACCCUACGCACUGCAGCUACGCCUGGAAUGCUUCAGGACCAUCCUCGGAGGUCACACCGACACCAGCAUCGACCCGUCGGACCCCAUCAGCGAACGCUUCUACAAGGAGGUGUGGAUGACCACAGCCGGCCGCAAUGCCACCAUCUAUGAGAAGGUGUUCCGCUGCCUCCCCUCGUCCCUGGUGAGGAACAUGUCCGAGCUGGAGCAGUUCCAGUCCAAGCCGGGCCUGGCCCAGACCGACUCGGCCCGCGCUCACGAGGAGCUGCGCAAAAUCCGCGGCUUCCUGGUCCAGUUUCCUCUGGACUUCCUGUCCGAGCACAACCUCAUGCCCUCUGUGGGGACGAAGGAGGCCAUGGUCCCGACGGAGAUCUGGACGUAAAGGACGUGAAAAGAUCUCCACCUGCUCUUCACGCGUGUUUCAUCUCGAGUCUCUGGACUGUGAUCGUCAUCAUCAGCUGGAUUUUUUUGUAAGAGAUCAUUCCUGAUUGGUCCGAUCUGGAGACGAGAGGCGGGUUUACGACUCGGCCGGGCAUCGACAAAUCUCUCAAAACUGUUGCUACUGAAAAACACUAAACGGUGGUAGGAGCUUGAAGGGGUAAGCACUAACAUGUAUGAAGAACAUGAAGACUUGGCUCUUGUGGACAGUUCUGGAUGCAUUGUGGCCUCAUUGAAAUUGUGGAGAUUCAAAGAAAUGGGGUUUUGAAGGGACCAGAGUGAGGGACGAGUCAAAUCCGAGACAACACUGCUAAUAAACACACAACUCUCGGUUUAGGAAUGAAUUUGUAAUGUUGGAUACAAGCUCGUAAGGUGCAGUCGUGCUCAAUGUGACGGAGGAGUCGCUGAGCUCGUCGACCUGCUGCCUCACAUGAAUUUAAAAUCUCUUCUUUUUUUUUAUCUCAGAUGUGUUUUUGGAUUUCUAAUAAUCUGACGUGUGCUCGCACGUGCACACAAGACAACUUUACUCGUUCAGCAGUGGUGCAUGAUUUACCGAUCUUGAAGACUAAUGCAUGUACCAAUCACAGAAACCCCCAGUGGAGGCAUUUUUUAACGUUCUGUCUGGAAGAUGUUUUGUGAGAGACAAAGCUCUAUUCUGCUGAAAUCGAGGUGUUGAGCCGAUUUGGCUGCAAAAGCUUAUUCAACUCUAUUUGUUGUGAAGACGCUUGUGCUCCACAUCAGAGGCCGGAUGAGACAAUCUGCCCACAAGUUUGAAAAGCAGCAGUUCCUUUUUUGCUCAACAGAUGGUGCUAGCCUCUUAAGAAUACAGUGUGUGUGUGUGUGUGUGUGUGUGUACAGUAAUGGACAAGUUUUGUCAGUUCUCAGCGUCAUGGCGAAGGUUUUCUAUUAAAUGCAGAAACACAGUCUUUGAAACAGGGAAAAUACAAAUUAUACCAUGUGACUGAUGCCUGGAGCAAAGCUUUCACAUAUGAAGAUUCAGCUCGAGACUGCUUUUUUAAACGUUUCCACUCGAUUUGUUCUCUGAGGUUAUCCAGUUUGUCUUGUAAAUACAAAUGUCGUGACUAGUUUGUUGAAUUUUUAAUACCUGUCAGAGCGUCUGAUUUGAUCACCAACCCCCUGGAAUGUGAAGUUAAAUAAAUAACCACUCCUUUGUCUCAUUUACAAACACGUGCAGCACAUGUAUGGAUCCAGAUCAGUCACUGCGGUUAUGAAAGGGUGGAGGCUGAGCUUCUAGAACGAGGACUCAAAGUGUCUUGGUUUUCUCACGAAGGGUCGAUUCCUGUGAAGUGAUAAAUACAUCAGAAAUAAAAUGCAUUGUAUGGAGUCUUAUAAUGAAAUAUAGAUUUCUUUUUAAUGGGACCAGGAAAGUGAUACAUGUUAACUGGAGCGGUAAUGUUCUGACGAGACUAAUGUUUUCGCUUUUUAUUGAUUUUGACAAUAUCGCCUGCAUUGUUUACCCCCCCCCCCCCCCCCCCCCGCUAUCUUUGUCAGUGCCAUAUUCAUGGGAUAUGAAUCAUUUAACAUUCUUUAAACAUUUAUGGUUUUUAACGUGAGCUCGUAUGGAUGUUUGUGGAAUUCUAUUUAAGCCUCUUUUUUUCUUUUUCACACCCACCACGUGAGGAGUCGUUGGCUGAUCUCACUUCCACUCUGUCUGUUCACAACUCUCUUUUUGUACAGUUGAUGUUACUAAUUUCUAUCCGCCCAUUUACAACAGUGUAACUCGUAAAUCAUGUGGCUAACGAAAAAAAUAAAACUGAUCCUUGAAACGUU
Molecule: messenger RNA, 5237 nt
Organism: Pleuronectes platessa (European plaice)
Lineage: Eukaryota; Metazoa; Chordata; Actinopteri; Pleuronectiformes; Pleuronectidae
Gene: pld1a
Product: phospholipase D1a
Exons: 27
Coding region: 217-3390 (1057 amino acids)
Biological process (GO): phosphatidic acid biosynthetic process; regulation of microvillus assembly; intracellular signal transduction
Molecular function (GO): phosphatidylinositol binding; D-type glycerophospholipase activity
Source: RefSeq, a predicted model, not a curated record